Messenger RNA from Culex pipiens pallens (northern house mosquito), 2640 nucleotides. RefSeq names its product zinc finger protein 569. The record is from RefSeq and is a predicted model, not a curated record. Bases 208 to 2046 code for a protein of 612 amino acids. The transcript has 13 exons. Gene Ontology annotation, biological process: regulation of DNA-templated transcription. Gene Ontology annotation, cellular component: nucleus. Gene Ontology annotation, molecular function: RNA polymerase II cis-regulatory region sequence-specific DNA binding; DNA-binding transcription factor activity, RNA polymerase II-specific. Lineage: Eukaryota; Metazoa; Arthropoda; Insecta; Diptera; Culicidae.
GGCCGAGUGGCAGGUUGUAGUGUUUUUUCAAAACAAGUGUGUCCACAACACGGGUGUGCAAUAUCGAGGGGAGAAGGUGGAAUUGUGACGAAAAUUUUGAAAUGAAUAAUCAUGCGUCGAAAUAAUUUUGAUUAGUCGGAAGGAAGCAAUGAAGCAAUUUGUGGAAUAACAAAAUUAACAAGAAAGCUACAAAUUACGGUGAAAAUCAUGAAAGAAUGCCGCGAUUAUCCUUUGAAGCGAAGCUUUGCGAAAUCUAACUGGACGAACCACUAUGAGAAGAACACUGGGGAGAACGGUGCUAAUCAAUGUGCCUAUAUGGACAUUGACGCUAUUUACUUCCAACUCUUGCUUCUGCUGAAACAAGGCAUAACCAAAGGGAUGAUGCCGAAUUUCUACGACAAUUCGCGCCCCACUAUGGUGCCCACCAGCUCCACGCUGCUUGGUGGUGCGCCAAACGGUGGGGAGCAACCUUCGAAGAAACAACAAAUCAUUCCCUUCGACUUGGAAGCAACUUUACAAGCUGUGGACAACGAAGUUCUGGAGGGAGAGGAAGGCAGUUGUCCGAUUUGCAACAAAACAUUCAGCAGAAAGACUUCGCUGCUGAACCACAUACGAAAUCACACCGCCGAGAAGAAGUAUGUCUGCGAGUACUGUCAGAAAGGUUUUUCGCAACAAGCAAAUCUCCGGAACCAUGUUCGCAUUCACACAAAUGAGCGUCCUUACGUUUGCGUUGAUUGUGGCAAAGCAUUUACUCAAAUCACAAACUUGAACAACCACAGACGACUGCACACCGGAGAGAGACCCUACGUUUGCAUUGAGGCAAACUGUGGUCGCUCGUUCGCUCAAGUGACCAAUUUGAACAACCACAUGAAAACACACCACAAAACCCAACAGUACGUAUGCAAUCAGUGCCCGAGGCGGUUCUACCAGGUCACCCAGUUGAACCUGCACUUGGUGUCGGAGCACAGCUCGACGAAAACCUUUUUCUGCCCUCAGUGUCCGGACAAGCGUUUCAAGUCCCAGUCGCUUUUCCAACACCACUUGAAAAUUCACGGCUCGAACUUUGGCUUUCCGUGUCCAAAGUGCGACGAAAGGUUCAUUCAGGAAUCUCACCUCAUACUCCACAUGACCCAUCAACACGGAGAUUUUGCGUGCACCAUGUGCUCGAUGACGUUUAACGACGAAGUUUUGCUUAAGAAGCACGUCCAAAGGCACCUGGACGGAAGAUUUCUCACCUGUCCGGUUCUCGGUUGUAACGAGGGAUUCACCAUGAAGAACCAUCUGACGAAGCACAUGCAGAUGCGACACCCGGCGAUCGACCUCAAGAAGAGCGCUCCGACGCCCGGUGGAGGCGGAGUCAGUGCGCGUCCCCCGAGACACUGCUGCCAUUACUUCAGCUGUAGCGAGUCCUUCGAGACGUCCGAAGGGCUGAGCAAUCACCUGCGAACCGGCCACGGGCUGCCGAUCGCCAGUCCAGAGGAGAAAAAGCAAAUGCAGCACAUGAUCACCAACGGAGGGGACAUCAACAUGGCGGCUGCCCAGAUGCAGCAGCACGCGACUUCGUUGCUCAGUGCCAGCUUCCAGUCCUACCAGCAGCAGAUCACCGAAGCCCAGCAGCAUCAGCAACAGCAGCAGGCUCAACAACAGGCUGCAGCGGCAGAUAAGCAGAAAGCUUACUCGGUGUCCGACUUGAUCAGUAUGAACGAAGAACUUCAACAGCAUCAUCAUCAUCAACAGCAGCAACACCAGCUCCAACAACAGCAGCUUCAACAACAACAGCAACAACGCAGUCAGCAACACAACGGGAAGGCUGAUGUUGAGCAAAAUAUUGAAGACCGGGUUAACAACUUGAGUCGCAUAAAAACCGAACUGCAAAUCCAGAACCUGUUCGGUCUGGCGAACCCAGCGACGAACCCGCUGGGCGGCGGCGGCCUCGGCUCGUUCGCGCCCUCCUGCAACCCGGUGAAGCUGGUGUGCAGCUUCUGCUACAACGUGUACAAAACGCCCCAAACGCUGUCGAGGCACAUCGAGAAAUUUCAUAGCUAAAUUUGUGCGCGUUUCUUAUUUUUUUGUAAACUUGUGUCGUAAAACGUUUCACCGUUCGGAUUUAGGCGAUUGCAACGUUUGCAGCGUGGACUCUUGCCGAAAUGAAAAUCGCUCGAAAAUAAUGUGCAAUCCACGUGAAAACGAAGAGCCACGCUCCACUCGCUGCAAUCAUUUGUUGUAUUAACAUGAAAAAAGUACAAAUCGGAAACAUUCUUGAAAAUGUUCACCCCAAACGGGAUUGGUGGAAUUGUAGACAUUUUCUACGAAUGUUCAACCAAACCAUGCAUGGUCACAUCGAGUAAGUAUUUUGUACGGGAUGCAAUAAUUUCUUCAAUAGUACUGUGUUUUAGUGCAAAAGAAUUAAAAAUAAAACGAAAGAAGGUUUGUUAGAAAUUAACCGAAAGAGAGAGAUAGAGAAGGAGAAAGCUGUAGCGGAAAUAAUUAGAUAUUUAUGUAAAAUGCGUUCUACAAAUAUUUACUUGCGUGGUAAAUUGAGACAAUCGAAUCGAUUGCCAGUGGAAGGAUUUACCAGCCAACUAAAUGUUCUGUUGGAAGCGAAGCCAGUGUUUAGGGAUACGACUAAAAGUACCAUUG